GAAAACCAGUAGAGUUGUCGUGACAUCGAAAGGAGUCGUUUCAAGUCAGAUUGUUUUUUUUUUGUGUUAAUUGAAAAAGAGAAGAUUGGAACUUUGUCAAAAUGUCGUUGAAAAAAGAAAAGAUUGGAAUUUUUGGCAGUGGUUUGAUUGGAGGAAGUUGGGCAAUGAUAUUUGCAAGUGUUGGCUAUCAAGUUCAAAUUUACGACAUUAUUCCAGAGCAAAUUGAAAAAGCACUCAAGCAUAUUGCGGCUGAACUAAAGCGUUUGGAAAAGGAAAAUUUAUUGCGUGGCACUUUGACAGCAGAUCAACAAAUAAAAUGUAUAAGUGGCACAACUGAUAUAAAUGAAUUAGUUAAAAAUGCCGUUUACAUCCAAGAAUGUGUUCCCGAAAAUAUUGAGCUCAAACGAAAAAUUUACGCUCAAUUGGAUGCCAUUCUUGAGGAUCAAACAAUACUUGCCAGUUCGACGAGCACAUUUUUGCCAUCGGUAUUGAGUGAGAAUUUGAAACACAAGAGCCAAGUGGUAGUCGCUCAUCCGGUCAAUCCACCCUAUUAUGUGCCGUUGAUUGAAGUUGUGCCAGCUCCUUGGACAAAACCGGAGAUUGCACAGAAAACUAAAGAAUUGAUGUUGGACGUUGGCCAAAAACCAGUUCUAUUCACCCGUGAAAUCGAAGGCUUUGCUGUGAAUCGAGUACAAUAUGCUAUUUUAAACGAAGUUUGGCGUUUGGUUGCCAGUGGUGUUCUGAGCGUUCGUGACAUUGACAGUGUUAUGUCAGAUGGAUUGGGUAUGCGAUAUGCCUUCUUGGGACCACUUGAAACCACUCAUCUGAAUGCUGAAGGAUUUACAGAUUAUUGCGAACGAUACAGCAAAACAAUUUUUGCCGUGAGUCAGACAUUUGGGGAGACACCAAAAAUGGAAGGACCAACUGUUACUGAAAUUGCAAAACAAUUAGAGGAAAUGUGCUCAUUGGAUAAACUUGCUGAGAGACGUGAAUGGCGUGACAAUUGCCUAACACAACUCAGUCAACUCAAAAAGAAGCUUUGAAAUGUUGCAGGCU
This is a messenger RNA of Contarinia nasturtii (swede midge), 1056 nucleotides long. It is a transcript of the gene Had1, whose product is annotated as lambda-crystallin. Gene Ontology annotation, molecular function: NAD+ binding; oxidoreductase activity, acting on the CH-OH group of donors, NAD or NADP as acceptor. The record is from RefSeq and is a predicted model, not a curated record. The transcript is spliced from 3 exons. Gene Ontology annotation, biological process: fatty acid metabolic process. The coding region runs from base 102 to 1043 and encodes 313 amino acids. Lineage: Eukaryota; Metazoa; Arthropoda; Insecta; Diptera; Cecidomyiidae.